AUGUCUUCCCUGAUACCCAAAGGAUUCCACCAGGUUCCACGAUGUAAGGCGUUCACAGUGUUGCUGAUAUUGCUCCCAAUUUUUGCAUCACUUUUUGACCUCAAGUAUGUGUUUAUCCUUAGCUACGACCCCUUUAUCAGUCAGUGGAGACAAUACUGGAGGAUAUUGAUCUACCAAUUGAGCUUUCAGAACGAAUCAGAGGUCAUGAUUGGUGUUGCAUUGAUUCAUUUUGCCAUCAAGCAUCUGGAAAGAAUUUAUGGCUCCAAUAAGUUUCUCGGGGUUGUAGUUGCAUCCUACUUCUACAACAUGGUUGCUACCACAAUAUUGAUGGAGGUAGCUUAUCAUUUGCUGGGAUUGGACAUUUAUGUGUCUGCCGGUCCAUUUGGAAUCAUCACAUCGUUGAUUUAUUUUUAUUUUCAAUCUACACCCUCGGCAUACAAAUUCCAGCUUAAUCUGAAAGUUAACGAAUCUAGGCCUAAUUCGAAGAUCGUCCUAACAGACCAGUUCUUCAUCAAGGUUCUCAUCCUACAAUUGGCAAUAUUCAACAUUAUUCCCUGUGCUACAGGGUAUUUGAUUGGAAUACUACUACAUAGAGAUAUACUGCCCGGAAAGGGGUUAUGCUUGAGACUAUCGAUACCAAAACUCAAAAGUGAACCAACACGGUCAACAGAGGAAGUUAACAGACUGCUGGCAGGUUCAAACAAUGAAGAGGAUGAUGAUGAUGAACAUGAGGAUCUGCAUGACCACAACGACGAUAGUGACGAGCCUGGUCGUGCUGAAACACCAGUGAGACCCUUAGGAACACAGAUCUUAAAUACCUUCCGGGCAUAA
Molecule: messenger RNA, 831 nt
Organism: Komagataella phaffii GS115
Lineage: Eukaryota; Fungi; Ascomycota; Pichiomycetes; Pichiales; Pichiaceae
Exons: 1
Coding region: 1-831 (276 amino acids)
Molecular function (GO): serine-type endopeptidase activity
Source: RefSeq, a predicted model, not a curated record